Molecule: messenger RNA, 273 nt
Organism: Penicillium coprophilum
Lineage: Eukaryota; Fungi; Ascomycota; Eurotiomycetes; Eurotiales; Aspergillaceae
Exons: 2
Coding region: 1-273 (90 amino acids)
Source: RefSeq, a predicted model, not a curated record
AUGUCCAACGAACAGAACCCUGGACUCCUCGGCGGCCUAGGCGAUACCUUGGGCAAGACAGUCGGCGGCGUCACAAACACACUAGGCGGCACAGUCGGCGGUCUCGGCUCAACCGUGGGCGACGCAACAUCUGGCCUGGGAAAUACCGUCUCGGGCGCCACAGAGGGCCUUGGGAAUACAACGAAGGGUGUAGGCCAGGGCGUACAAAGUGGUAUCUCCAGUGUUGGCGGAAAGCAGCAGACCGCGGAUAACCCUCUUGGGUUGAAUCAAUAG